CCGGAAGAUAUACUGUAAAAAUGCGAAUUCGUUUCGCACAGGAAAACAUUUUCAUUCCGUUUUGAACUGUGAAGAUGGCAAACAGGACGGUUAAAGAUGCCAACAGUAUACAUGGAACAAAUCCACAAUACUUGGUAGAGAAAAUUAUUCGUACUCGAAUCUAUGAAUCAAAAUACUGGAAAGAAGAAUGCUUUGGACUGACGGCUGAGCUUGUCGUUGACAAAGCCAUGGCGCUGAAGUUUGUCGGUGGAGUUUAUGGCGGAAAUAUCAAACCGACACCGUUCCUGUGUCUCACUCUGAAGAUGCUGCAGAUCCAGCCAGAGAAAGACAUCAUUGUAGAAUUUAUCAAAAACGAGGAUUUCAAAUAUGUCCGCUUGCUUGGCGCCAUGUACAUGAGGUUGACUGGGACAUCAGUGGAUUGCUACAAAUACCUGGAACCACUGUACAACGACUACAGAAAAAUCAAGAGUCAGAACCGAAAUGGGGAGUUUGAGCUGCAACACGUCGAUGAGUUUAUUGAUGAACUGCUACACUCUGAGAGAAUGUGUGACAUAAUCCUUCCCAGGCUUCAGAAAAGGCAGGUUCUUGAGGAGGCGGAGCUGUUAGACACGCGCAUCAGUGCCCUGGAAGAAGACCUGGAUGAGGUGGAGACCAGCGAAGAGGAAGAUGAGGAGGAGGAGAAGACAGAGAGAGUUCAGACCCCAGAGCCCCACAGACGGAGUUACCGAGACAACGAUCGGCCUCGCCGCUCGCCCUCUCCACGCUACAGACGCAGCAGUCGUUCACCCAGACGGAGGAGCAGAUCACCUAAGAGACGAAGCCCAUCCCCCAGGCGAGAACGUCACCGCAGCAAAAGCCCCCGUCGCCACCGCUCCCGAGAGAGACGUCACCGCUCGAAGUCCCCAGGGCAUCACAGAAGCCACAGGCAUCGCAGUCACUCCAAAACCCCAGAGAGGAGUUCAAAAAAGAGCCACAAGAAGAGUCGAAGAGGAAACGUGUGAUCCACUUUGUAUUUUGUUCUCUUUGACAGUUCCUUUUUUUGACUUGGACAUUAAUGUGGCCAAAUUUGUACGGAAUCCCUUGUAUUUUGUUUGAGAAAGUAAUUGCAUUUUAAGAUAUUUUCAGACCAUGUAGCAGAAAGAAUCCAUUUCAAUUUUAUUUCUAAAAUCUGCAGCUCAUAUAGAACUGUCCACAACCCUAUGUAUCAGUGAAUAAAGUUGCUUGGUGGUUUGAA
Molecule: messenger RNA, 1234 nt
Organism: Oncorhynchus gorbuscha (pink salmon)
Lineage: Eukaryota; Metazoa; Chordata; Actinopteri; Salmoniformes; Salmonidae
Product: pre-mRNA-splicing factor 38A-like
Exons: 10
Coding region: 75-1001 (308 amino acids)
Cellular component (GO): precatalytic spliceosome
Source: RefSeq, a predicted model, not a curated record